AAAUUAUUCCAAAAAUGAUAGACCCAUUAUCAAAUGAUGUUUGCAUGAUUGGGAUUUAUGGACUUGGAGGAAUUGGGAUCUCCUGAAGACCCUGGAAAAUGCAGCAGAUUGUGCUAUCCAGAGAUUGUAUAUCGUGUAUUGACAAAAAAAAUGGGAACAGAGGCAAUUGAAGGCAUACUUCUAAACUUGUUCAGAUUGACGCGGAUACACAUCAUUACUGAAGCCUUUUCAAUGAUGAAGAAUCUUAGAUUGCUCGAAAUCUUUUGGGACUUUGGAUCUGCUUCUGAGGGAGGACGAUAAAGUAAAGCUAUCUAAAGACUUUGAAUUCCCUUCUUAUGAGCUAAGAUAUCUCUAUUGGCAUGGAUAUCCUUUGGAAUCUUUGCCAUCAAGUUUUUAUGCUGAGGACCUUGUUGAACUUGACAUGUGUUACAGCAACUUGAAACAACUUUGGGAAAGUGACAUGCUUCUUGAAAAGUUAAAUACUAUCAGAAUCAGUUGCUCUCAACACCUCAUCGAAAUUCCAGACUUCUUAAUUAGUGCGCUAAAUCUGGAGAAACUAAUUCUUGAUGGUUGUUCAAGUUUGAUGGAAGUUCACCCAUCUAUUGGAAGGCUGGACAAGCUUAUUUUAUUGAAUUUGAAAAAUUGCAAAAAGCUUAGAAGUUUUCCGAGCAUCAUUGACAUGAAAAUGCUUGAAAUUCUUAAUUUCUCCGGCUGGUCAGAGCUCAAGAAGUUUCCAGAUGUUCAUGGUAAUAUGGAACACUUACCAGAGCUUUAUUUAGCUUCAACUGCUAUUGAAGGACUUCCCUCUUCAAUUGGGCAUCUCACUGGACUUGUUUUAUUGGAUCUGAAAAGGUUCAAAAAUCUUAAAAGUCUUCCCACAUGUUCUUGUAAGUUGAAAUCCCUUGAACAUCUCUUUCUCUCUGACUGUUCAAAACUAGAGAGCUUUCCGGAAAUGAUAGAGCAUAUGGAAUGUUUAAAAGAGCUUCUUUUAGAUGGAACAUCUAUAGAAGUGCUACCCUCUUCAAUUGAACAUCUAAAAGGCCUUGUUUUACUGAAUCUGAGGAAAUGCAAGAAGCUUGUGAGUCUUCCAAGUGGCAUGUGUAGUUUGAAGUCUCUUGAAACACUUAUUGUCUCAGGUUGUUCACAGCUAGACAAAUUGCCAAAGAAUCUUGGGAGCCUGCAAGGUCUAGUGCAGCUCCAUGCAGAUGGAACUGCUGUAACACAGCCACCUGACUCAAUUGUGCUUUUGAGAAACCUCUGAGCAUUGAUCUAUCCUGGAUGUAAAAUAAUAGCACCCACCUCACUUAGUCCGCUCUUUUCAUUCUGGUUAUUGCAUAGAAAUAGUUCAGAUGGGAUUGGUUUGCGCUUGCCCUCUUUUCCAUAUUUAAGCUCCUUCACAAAUUUAAACCUAAGUGACUACAAACUAAUGGAAGGAGCAAUCCCUGAUGGUAUUUGCUCCUUGAUCUCAUUGAAGAAAUUAGAUCUAAGCAGAAACAAUUUUCUAAGCAUACCUGCUGGCAUCAGUGAACUUACUAACCUAAAAGACCUUCGGUUGGGGCAGAGCCAGAAUCUCAUAGAAAUUCCAGAGCUUCCAUCAUGUGUCCAAGACAUAGAUCCGUACAAUUGCACAUCCCUUUCAGCAAGCUCAUCUGGUGUAUGCACGUUGCAGUGGCUACAAUUUCUAUUCUAUAAUUGCUCCAAACCAGUUGAGGACGAAUCCAGUGUUUCCUCUCUAACUACUUUGGCUGUUGUGAUGCAAAAAUUUCUUGAAAACAUUGCAUUUAGCGUUGUUUUUCCUGGUAUUGAAAUUCCUGAGUGGAUAUGGCAUCAGAAUGUGAGAUCUUCUAUAAAAAUAGAGCUACCUACAGAUUGGUAUAAUGAUGACUUCUUGGGAUUUGUUGUCUGCUCAGUUCUUGAACAUUUCCCUGGGAAAAUUACAUGCCAUUUGAAUUCUGAUGUUCUUGGUUAUGGAAAAAUAAUGAAAGACUUCAGUCAUGAUUUACAUUCGAAAGGCAACAAUGUUGGGUCCAAACACGUCUGGCUGGGUUAUCAACCACUUGUUCAGUUGAGAUUGUUACCAUUCAUUGACCCCAAUGACUUGAGUCAGAUUGAGCUUUCUUUUGAAGCAACCAACAGAUUCAGCUCAAGAGCCUCCAAUGUGGUGAAGAAGUGUGGGGUACGUCUUAUAUAUGCAGAAGAUCUAGAAGGAAUCCAUCCAGAUAAUAUACAAUACAGCUCAAGAGUAGGGUAUGAUGUAGUCAAGAGAAGCAGUGACAGGGAAGGAUCCAAUGGAUGUGGAAGGGGCUACAGUUCUAGUGGCUGCAGUUACAAACCCACCAACAAUCCCAUGCUCAAGCUCAAGCACAAACCUCUCCAAGAUGACUACCAUCAUCCAAUCUCUUCUUUCAAUAAAAUUUUCUCUUCUGUUGAUAUGGCCAUGCAUGCUUGAAUCGGUGAUAAUUUUGUUUGUCCAUGAUUAUCCAUGAUCCUAUGGCUCUGUGGACUUUUCAGGUGAGUCUUCUUUCACUUAUAAAGUUAUAUUUAUUAAAGCAACUGAAAUUCCUUUAAUUGAACUUCCUCUACUCUUCAUUCCAUCUCUUUUAUUCAGCAACUGACUUUGUAAACUCUUUAUUGCAUUUCCCUUGCUCCUUAAUGAAAGCUUGCAUCAUGGCCUCAAGAGAAGAUGAUGUAGGAGGCUAAGAAAA
Molecule: messenger RNA, 2705 nt
Organism: Vitis riparia (riverbank grape)
Lineage: Eukaryota; Viridiplantae; Streptophyta; Magnoliopsida; Vitales; Vitaceae
Product: disease resistance protein RPS4-like
Exons: 4
Coding region: 1427-2449 (340 amino acids)
Molecular function (GO): protein binding
Source: RefSeq, a predicted model, not a curated record